Messenger RNA from Manihot esculenta (cassava), 509 nucleotides. RefSeq names its product 40S ribosomal protein S29-like. The record is from RefSeq and is a predicted model, not a curated record. Gene Ontology annotation, biological process: translation. Gene Ontology annotation, molecular function: zinc ion binding; structural constituent of ribosome. NCBI's taxonomy places the organism in Eukaryota, Viridiplantae, Streptophyta, Magnoliopsida, Malpighiales, Euphorbiaceae. Bases 123 to 293 code for a protein of 56 amino acids. The transcript has 3 exons. Gene Ontology annotation, cellular component: cytosolic small ribosomal subunit; ribosome.
UUGUUUCUCAUUAUUGUGCAGCAUUCUAUAAAUUUCCCGCAGUUAGGGUUUUUAGUAGUUGCAACUUGCAAAUCUUAGGAGGCAGCGAGCAGCGACUCAUUGUUUCUCUUUAGCAGUAAACAAUGGGUCAUUCUAAUGUCUGGAACUCACAUCCGAAGAACUACGGUCCCGGCUCUCGUACUUGCCGGGUUUGUGGAAACCCUCAUGGUUUGAUCAGGAAAUAUGGCCUGAUGUGCUGCAGACAGUGCUUCCGCAGCAAUGCCAAGGAAAUUGGAUUCAUUAAGUAUCGCUGAAUGCUUUAAAGGAUCUGUUACAUAUGCAUUGCUCGUGGCCUUGUGUGAAGUCUGACGCAAAGAAGAGUUGCUUCUCUUUUUUUCUUUUGUUCUCGUUAGUUAUGUAUUGCCAGGGUAAGAAGUUAUUACUAAAUUGUUUAGUUUAAGAUUUGAGCAGAACGCAGUAAUUAUGCUAUGCAUUUUGGUGCAAGAAUAUCUUAAGAUUAUUUCUUUUGA